CUUCAUCUUCCUACCCAUUCCCUCAGUUUUCGUUAUGCAGGUAACUUUGCCACUUUCAAGUUUCAAAUCAAAAACACCACUAUUUAAAAAAUUUGAAUCUCACAAUAGCAUACUCGUAAUUAAUCUUUCUUCCGGUACAUUUCGCUCGACUGCGAACCAAAUCUCGAUAACUAUGACACUUAACUCAUUCCAUAACUUCAAUAGCUGCUAUGAACGGAGGUACCUAACGAGAGUAAUUACACGGUUCAAUACCUUGACAUUCUCAUUAACUGCGAUUUUCACUAAUGGAUUAAUUAAGAUUAACGCCUCUAAUAUUUAUUGUUAAGCCGUUACCAUAUCUACAUAAAUACCCCCAAAAAGUACAGAUACUUUUGAAGGAUGUCAUGUCCACGUGAACUUAUAUGCUUAUACUGUUAGCCGCCAGGCUGCGCUCCUCAACACAGAGAUACUCCGCCCGUGUAACGCGGCCCUGCCGCGCUACGAGCUACGUACGCUCGUGUAACUCUUCGCACUUGCUGUUUUGUUAUACUACGUGUUAGAUGUGUUCUCCGUGUAUCCGAGUAUUAUUUUGUUGUUUGAUGAAGUAUUGUUUUAUUUGAUUAAUAUAUUAAUUGGUUAAUUAAUAUUCACCGUGUCGACUCGUUAUUUCGUAAUUAUCAAUUACUCAAGUUCUCGCCGAUAUCAUGGCUGAUAGACAUCGUAGAGAUGAUGAUGACCGUAAGAGCAGACGAGAUGAAGACAGGUAUCACCGGUCUAAAGCCCAGAAACGGUCCAGAUCAGACUCCCGAAGCCGCCACCGACGUCAUCGUUCCAGUGAGGAACGCGAGAUAGAUAUAGAAGCUGAAACGCGACGAAUGAACGAGAUUCAGGCCAAUAUUGAACGUCAACGCCAGAGAGACAGAGAAAGGGAAGAAAGUAACCGAAGAAAAGCCCAUAAGUCUGAGUCGUCGAGAUCAAAUCGAGAUCUGGAGUCUGAACGGAGAGGCGGGCCGCAGCAGGCCAACUAUGCUAGUCACCGACCAGUUAUCAGACGGAGCGACGGAAAACCCCAACCGAGACCGCCUUACAACGGCGAUACCCUACCGAGACCGCCCGAUCACAAUUGUUACAACUGCUCCAACCCGGAUCACUACGAUUACGAAUGUCCGAAGUGGGAAGAUGGACCGAGGUGUUUCAGAUGUUCGGAGUGGGGUCAUUUUGGAACGACGUGCUACAAUCCCCGCGUAUUCUACAAACACGAAUUCGCAAAGUACCGAGAUAGUUCCCGAGACAACCGGAUCAGAGAUACAAUUAACGGAGCAGCCCAAUUAAUUAGCGGUGAACGGCAACCGGAGGAUUUUAUGGGUAUACCGAGAUUCGACCAAGACGCGAGAAACGAUAUCGAAGAAAAUCGUCGAAGACAUCAAUCGUCGAGCCGUUACCGGUCACCGAACCGCGAAGAACAACAUCGCAGCCGCUCAUCCCCGCCUGUAUUCGAUAUAGGCGGCGUCGAGUAUUCGUCGUUUUUGGACACCGUCGGACCAGCCAUUAUUGGCCAACCGAUGGUUCAACCGCCGCCUGGUUUUCCGCUGAUUCCACCAGUUCCGAAGCCGGCCUACCUGGAACAUACGAAAGAACAGACGAUGCUGCCGUUUACCAACACACCGCAGCCAGGAACCAGCGCUUCGACGUCGAAAACAGAGAAACCGGUUGAAAUGAAUCCGAUUGGGUGUAUUAAGGCGCCGGAGAAUAAAACAGAGAAAGGAUCAAGCCCAAAUAAACCGCAAACGAAAGCCGCGAAGAAAGAAGGCACUUCAACGGACGAAAUUUUCAAAAAGUUUCGUGAACAGAAUCCGAACGCCGGUAAAUCGCCUUUGAAUCUUGGAAAGGUGUAUAAUCCACGCAGGGACGCGAGGACACCGAAGAAAACGGAUACGAACAGAGAAGGCCCGGAACAUCGUAAACCGACGAAGCCGACUAAACUCGAUCGUACAAUUGCGGCGCCGAAACCCCCAACCCCGCCACCGAUGCCGGAAAAACCGUUGUGGGAAGUUAAAUCGACGAAAGCGGUUACCGAAGCCGAAAUGGAUACAACGGCUCAAUCCGAGGCGAAAACCGACGACGAGUGGAACAAGCCAGGCCCGAGUUCAGCACAGAGGAAUGCAACAGAGAAGCCGCAUUUAAAUUCGUUAGGCCAAGAUAUGAAUGCGCCGCGGCCACGCACGCCCGAAAUCAUCCGGCAAAACCUACUAAUUCGGCCAGACAUUCCGUGCGAAGAAGAAUGGGAAAUUGGCGACGGAGAAGUGAUUGAUCGACGGAGAGCGAAUUAUCGUUCCGUUAAUUUCAUGUACGUGAAGCAGAUCAUGGAAUUGAACUUCACGAAGGUCAACGAGAGGCUCACCGAGAUCGAAACGCGCCUUCACCGAGAGCAGGUUCCUGAUGAAACAGACGAGGGAAGGCCGAUGCCGGAUGCCAAGACGGCCCUGUUAACCAGGCAACAGGAGGAGUUAAACGACGCAGCGAUGGCGAUCACGCGCGUAUUGGAAGAUCCUGGUUCAAUUGAAGACGCGAUUGAAGGUCUGCAUCAAUUAAUCGAGAUGUCGCGUAUUUACCACUUUGCGCUGGAUGAACACCCGCAACGCGUAUUAAUGAUGCUGCGAACAGAGAACCUGACCAUUGAUGAACGUAGAAGUCAGAGAAAUCGCGAACGGAGACACCGCAAUCGAGCGCAUCGCCGAAACGCCGAUAACGUAGACGACGGUAUUGACGUCGAUUAUUUUUCCGAUUUUGAAGAUCGUGGUCCAGGCGAUGCUGCGCCAAAUUUUCAAUUACUAGGCGAACGUUUACUUGAUGAAGCCUAUCAACGGAGAAAUCAACACGAUAACGACGAUCAACCAAUGGGAUAAACAGAGAGAAAAACAGAGAAAAAUUUUUUAUUUGUAAUUUGUCGUUGAAUUGUUCCGAAUAUUCAUGUGUUGAAUCUGUGUUCCUGUUUAUUUGAAUUUUGUGAUUUAUUUGUUCCUGUUAAUUAUAAGCUGUAAAUAUGUUUUUGCGAAAGAUGAGUCGCGCAGGGAGGGAGUGUUAGCCGCCAGGCUGCGCUCCUCAACACAGAGAUACUCCGCCCGUGUAACGCGGCCCUGCCGCGCUACGAGCUACGUACGCUCGUGUAACUCUUCGCACUUGCUGUUUUGUUAUACUACGUGUUAGAUGUGUUCUCCGUGUAUCCGAGUAUUAUUUUGUUGUUUGAUGAAGUAUUGUUUUAUUUGAUUAAUAUAUUAAUUGGUUAAUUAAUA
Messenger RNA from Planococcus citri (citrus mealybug), 3272 nucleotides. Its product is annotated as zinc finger CCCH domain-containing protein 18-like. NCBI's taxonomy places the organism in Eukaryota, Metazoa, Arthropoda, Insecta, Hemiptera, Pseudococcidae. The record is from RefSeq and is a predicted model, not a curated record. Gene Ontology annotation, molecular function: nucleic acid binding; zinc ion binding. The transcript has 6 exons. The coding region runs from base 684 to 2885 and encodes 733 amino acids.